Messenger RNA from Phragmites australis (common reed), 3372 nucleotides. Its product is annotated as pentatricopeptide repeat-containing protein At3g24000, mitochondrial. Bases 467 to 3238 code for a protein of 923 amino acids. The record is from RefSeq and is a predicted model, not a curated record. Gene Ontology annotation, biological process: RNA modification. Gene Ontology annotation, molecular function: zinc ion binding; protein binding; RNA binding. The transcript has a single exon. NCBI's taxonomy places the organism in Eukaryota, Viridiplantae, Streptophyta, Magnoliopsida, Poales, Poaceae.
CCGACUCGACUUAGUCCAUUGCCACCCAUGGUACUGGCUGUUGUUUCUUCUUCCAGCUUGGUCCCCAGAAAAGAACAAAGAAAAAAACGCCAAACUGGCCAAGUACUACUGCCACCGCUACGCCACCACGCGGCCACGGCCACGGCCACGGCCACGGUCACGCCUCGCCGCGCGCCGCCUCUCCACCGCCGCCGAGCCAUGCCCCCUCGACCCGCCGCCACCUCCCUCGCCCCCGCGCGCUUCCGCCCACCCGCUCGCGGGCCACCCGCACCCCGCGGUCGCGCAGUUCCCGCAGACCGGCUUCUCCCACCUCGCCGACCACCCGCUCAUCGCCCGCGCCGUCCAUGCGGUCGUCAUCCGCCGCGCGCUCCCGCUCGGUGCGUUCCACUGCAACACCCUCCUCGCCUUCUACUUCCGCCGCGCCCGCGCCCGCGCCCCCACGGCGGCGCUCCACCUGUUCGACGCGAUGCCGCACCGGACCGCGUCUUCAUGGUACACGGCCGUCUCGGGAUGCGUGCGCUGCGGCUUCGAUGGAAGGGCCUUCGGCCUGCUGCGGGACAUGCGGGAUCGCGAUGUUCCGCUCAGCGGCUUCGCGCUCGCCAGCCUCGUCACGGCGGGCGAGCGCUGGGGCUGGGAGGAGGGCGCGGCCUGCGGCGCUGCCAUCCACGCGCUCACACACAGGGCCGGCCUCAUGGGGAACGUUUACAUCGGGACGGCGCUCCUGCACCUGUACGGGUCCCGUGGGCUCGUGUCGGAUGCGCAGAGGCUGUUCUGGGAAAUGCCGGAGCGGAACGUCGUGUCUUGGACGGCACUGAUGGUGGCAUUGUCGUCGAACAGUUACUUGGAAGAUGCACUGCAAGCUUAUUGUCGGAUGAGGAGAGAAGGUGUUACCUGCAAUGCGAAUGCGUUCGCCACAGUGGUCAGCUUGUGUGGUUCCCUCCAGGAUGAGGCAGCCGGGAUUCAGGUCACUGCCCAUGUCAUGGUCUCUGGCCUCCAGGCGCAUGUCUCUGUGGCAAAUUCUCUGAUCACCAUGUUUGGGAACCUCGGGAGGGUGCGAGACGCAGAGAGGCUCUUUGAUCGAAUGGAGGAGCGUGACACCAUAUCGUGGAAUGCGAUGAUAUCGAUGUACUCACAUGAAGGAGUCUGCAGCAAAUGCUUUCUGAUACUUUCAGACAUGCGUCAUGGUGGAAUAAGGCCUGAUGUGACAACUCUGUGCAGCUUGAUAUCUGUCUGUGCCUCAUUAGAUCAUGUCGCCUACGGAAGUGGGAUUCAUUCUCUGUGUCUCAGGAGUGGCCUGCUUUCUUCUAUUCCUGUUAUCAAUGCUCUGGUUAACAUGUAUUCUUCUGCUGGUAAAUUGGAUGAUGCCGAGUUUCUGUUCUGGAACAUGAGCAGAAGGGAUAUAAUAUCAUGGAACACUAUGAUUUCAUCUUACAUGCAGAAUGAUAACUCGAUCGAUGCAUUGAAGACAUUGGGUCAGUUACUUCAAACUGAUGAAGGUCCACCAAACCACAUGACAUUUUCCAGUGCUUUAGGAGCAUGUAAAAGUCCUGGAGCCUUGAUGGAUGGCAGAAUGCUUCAUGCCAUCAUAUUGCAACGAAGUCUUCACAGCAACCUACUGGUUGGUAAUUCUCUCCUCACAAUGUACAGUAAAUGCAAUUCGAUGGAAGACGCCGAGAGAGUAUUUCAGUCAAUGCCCACUUGUGAUGUUGUUAGUUACAAUGUUCUUAUUGGGGGCUACGCAGCGCUUGAGGAUGGUACGAGGGCAAUGCAUGUGUUUUCUUGGAUGAGGGAUGCCGGGAUAAAGUCAAAUUAUAUAACAAUGAUAAAUAUACAGGGAUCUUUUAAAUCUUUAGAUGAUUUGCGUAUCUAUGGAAUGCCCCUACAUGCUUACAUGACACAGACUGGAUUAUUAUCAGAUGAGUACAUUACUAACUCACUGAUCACAAUGUAUGCAACCUGUGGUGAUUUAGAAUCUAGCACUGAUAUAUUCCUUCGAAUCAUCAGAAAAAGUACCAUUUCCUGGAAUGCCAUGAUAGCUGCUAAUGGACAGCAUGGCCAUGGAGAGGAAGCUCUAAAGCUCUUUAUGGAUAUGCAGCAUGCUGGAAACAAACUUGAUCGUGUUUGUCUAGCUGAAUGUUUGUCAUCCAGUGCAAGCCUGGCAUCAUUAGAAGAAGGCAUGCAGCUACAUGGUCUGGGUGUGAAAUGUGGUCUGGAUUCAGAUAGUCAUGUUGUUAAUGCUGCAAUGGAUAUGUAUGGGAAAUGUGGAAAGAUGGAUGAUAUGUUGAAAAUGCUUCCAGAUCCUGCCAGUCGACCUACGCAAUGCUGGAAUACAUUGAUAUCAGGUUAUGCAAGAUAUGGUUAUUUCAAGGAAGCUGAGGAUACGUUCAAGCACAUGGUCUCAAUGGGGCGAAAGCCAGACUAUGUAACAUUUGUUGCUCUUCUCUCGGCUUGUAGUCAUGCUGGUCUAGUAGACAAGGGUAUUGAUUACUAUAAAUCUAUGGCUUCUACAUUUGGUGUGUCCCCUGGAAUAAAACAUUGUGUUUGCAUAGUGGAUCUCCUCGGUCGUUUAGGGCGAUUUACUGAGGCAGAGAAAUUUAUUGAAGAAAUGCCAGUCUUGCCAAAUGAUCUAAUAUGGAGGAGUUUGCUGUCUUCUAGUAGAACUCACAAAAAUCUGGAUAUUGGGAGGAAAGCAGCCAAGAAUCUUCUUGAAUUGGAUCCAUUUGAUGACUCAGCUUAUGUUCUUUUGUCAAACUUGUAUGCUACAAAUGCAAGAUGGGUAGAUGUUGACAAAUUAAGAAGUCACAUGAAGACCAUCAAGUUAAACAAAAGACCUGCCUGCAGCUGGCUUAAGCUGAAGAAUGAGGUGAGCACCUUUGGUAUAGGUGACCAUAGUCAUGUGCAUGCUGAAAAGAUCUACGCGAAGUUAGAUGAAAUCUUGCUAAAGCUCAGGGAAGUAGGUUAUAUCGCUGAUACGUCAUCUGCACUGCAUGAUACGGAUGAGGAGCAAAAAGAGCAAAACCUUUGGAACCACAGCGAGAAGCUUGCAUUGGCAUAUGGGCUUAUCGUUGUUCCAGAAGGAUCUACAAUAAGGAUAUUCAAGAACCUUAGGGUCUGUGCAGACUGCCAUUUGGUAUUUAAGCUGGCUAGCAUGGUUUUUCGUAGGGAACUUGUUCUUAGAGAUCCUUAUAGGUUCCACCAAUUCAAAGGCGGAUCAUGCUCUUGUUCAGAUUUUUGGUGAGUUAGACAUAUGCAAAUGGCAGUUGAUUCAAUGUUUAAGAUUGUACAUGCCAAUACAGGACUCCCUCCUGUAAAUCACACAUAUGAAAAUCGAUGGAGCUGGAUAUUGAACUCGAACAUCCCUUUGUGUGUGAA